GAGGACGUUAUUCAGAGGAGGAAACGGUACCUAUUGGUUCACUUGAAAGCAGAGCAAUAAAAGCACAAUGUUUCAAGGUUUGUUCAAGAAACCUUUAGAAGAAGAACCAUCUACUCUUCUGGACGAUCCGUGGAGGGAACUACGCUGGGGAAACGUACAGGAGGAUCGUCAAUAUGUGCAGGAAUACAAGCCUGCACAAGAUAACAUCAAGUACCUUCGAGUCCUCCUGUACGGACCUGUUGGUCAUGGGAAGUCCAGUUUCAUCAACUCUGUCAGUAACGUCAUUCGAGGACGGAUUUCCAUUCCUGCUUUGGCCAGUGCCACCCUCUCCAACAAGAGCUUCACCAAAAUGUUUGAAACUCAUAAAUUCAAUAAAGGACGAGGAAACGAAAAGACAAUUUACCCUGUGGUCUUCAAUGACAUCAUGGGUGUGGAAGAGGGGGAGAGCAGAGGAGUUCAUGAAGACGACAUCAAGCUGGCUUUGAAAGGACACGUGAAGGAAGGACACAAGUUCAACCCAAUUUCUCCACUAACUCAACGUGACCCAGGCUACAACCCAACCCCCUCUGAUGACGACAAAGUCCAUGUGCUGGUCUGUGUGAUUUCUGCCAACGCAUCACAGAUUAAACCAUCAGUUCUGCAGAAGAUGAAGAACGUCAGAGAAACAGCCAGUGACCUGAAAAUUCCUCAAAUGGCCAUGAUGACGCACAUCGAUGAAGCUUGUGGUGAAACUGAGAAAGACCUGAAGAAUGUGUACAAGAGCAAACACCUGAAAAAAAAGAUGGCAGACUUCAGUGCAGCAGUGGGAAUCCCAAUGAACUGCGUCUUUCCUGUGAAGAACUACAGCCAUGAAAUCAACCUGAAAGAUGAUACCGAUACUGUGAUCCUGAGCGCCCUGCGGAAAAUGAUCGACUUUGGAGACGACUUUAUUGAAAAAAUGUAAACAGAGAUUUAGAGGAAACAAUGAGGUGGAAGAGGUUCAGUUACAUAUGCUCUAUAUCUAUAGGACAGUUAAAGCUUCAUUAAGUUUGCGUUAAGAUAACUCUUUUUUUAUCUAGUUUUGGAACUUAGAGGUAAAAGGAACUUUCAGUUGUAUUUAUUCUAUCCUAGAAUAAAUAGAUUUUACAUUUUAAAGUAAAACUUGGGUUAUGUUAAGAUAACAGAGCAAAGUAUUAGCAGAAACAGCUCCUCCCAGUGUUAGAUUUACAAGUGAAAUAAAACAGAGUAAACAAAAUGUCUGUUGACAUGUCAUUCAGUGUCAUUAUAAUGCAAGAUAAUAAGAGGAAAAUGUUUAUUCUGUUGACAGAAAUUGUUGUAAAUCAGGAAUGUGAACUUUACCAUUUUUUCUUAGACAUGUAAACAGAUCUCUGUUUGAUUAUGUGACGUUUAAUGCUUUUAUGUGACCUGUCUUUCAUCCUUUUGAUUUAUCAAGUUUCCUCCACCUCUGUUUUCCUUGUAAAACAAUUGCAGUUACCCGGCUUACAAAGGAGCUGUACAAAUAAUCUCACUUUGCCUUUCCUUACGCAUAAAUAUCAAAUUGCAUUGGUACUGUAACCAUUCAGGAGUGUUUUUUUUUAAGGUGGUGAUGUGAUAAUGAUCUAAAAAGAAGAUU
This is a messenger RNA of Fundulus heteroclitus (mummichog), 1612 nucleotides long. RefSeq names its product interferon-induced protein 44. The transcript is spliced from 8 exons. The coding region runs from base 68 to 943 and encodes 291 amino acids. NCBI's taxonomy places the organism in Eukaryota, Metazoa, Chordata, Actinopteri, Cyprinodontiformes, Fundulidae. The record is from RefSeq and is a predicted model, not a curated record.